This is a messenger RNA of Anolis sagrei ordinatus, 4051 nucleotides long. RefSeq names its product DIS3 like 3'-5' exoribonuclease 2 (gene DIS3L2). Lineage: Eukaryota; Metazoa; Chordata; Lepidosauria; Squamata; Anolidae. The record is from RefSeq and is a predicted model, not a curated record. Gene Ontology annotation, biological process: miRNA catabolic process. Gene Ontology annotation, cellular component: P-body. Gene Ontology annotation, molecular function: RNA binding; 3'-5'-RNA exonuclease activity.
CGCGCGUUCCAGAAACUUUCGAUCCCUCUCGCGACCCGUAGAACCGGAAGGAGAAGGAAACAGGAAGUGGGGGAGUUUUUGAAGCUGCUGCUUUUGGAAGCCAGUGGGGAAGAGAGGCAGGUAAUAUUCUUGGACCAUGGAACCCCAAGGGCCUCCCAGAGGCACCCCCGUCCACGUUUCCAAGGAUGCCCCAAGCAAGCCUUCCAUCCCUCAGAAAAACGCCUACGCUCGGCUUGUGCAGAAGCACCACAGCGGACGGUUCCAUUCUUACUUGAACCACAUUGCUCAGAAGCUGCAGCUGGAAGAAGGCGCUCCUAAUGAAUCAGGUUUGGAUGUUGAGCCAUCCUUGAAAAGGGGCCUGGUGAGAGAGGCCCUGCUGAAAAAUGGCAUGAAAGCGCCAGGUGGCUUUCCGGUGAGAGCGAUGCAGCCAGGGCAGCUGGAGGUGGGACGAUCGGAACGCCUGAAUGAUAGCCGAGAGGAAGGUUUUGCCAGGAAGCAGCAGCAGUCCCACUAUCAAAGGGAUCCUGAUGCUGGCAAAGGAGGCCACGGUAAGGAUGUAGUGGUGGAAGAAGAGGAUUACGUUUCUCCUAACAGCCAUGGAGAUACAGUGGCCAUCUUCAGAGUGAAGCAGGUGGUGGGCAGCCAAAGGCUGUUGACCAGACCAGCUGUCUCGCAGCAGCGGACUUCCAGUUCUGGAGAAAGGGACCAUGAGGAGUUGUGGAGCAAAGACAGUAGCAAUGACCCUGCAGCCAUCUUGGGCAGAGCAGAAGGCUGUGUGUCUGCUGGGCAGUUUGGCAUGGAGUUGCCCACCGCGAAUGCUAGGAAGACUGGCUUCUUGUCGCCCAGCCAACCUCAUGGUGCUGACAGGCGAGGUCCAGCAAGGAUCAGAAACAACUCCGAGUCAGCCAGGCCCCCCCCAAAUGUAGACCGGAGGCGACAACUCUCUGAAUCCCAGGCAGACACCGCGAGCAACUCUGACGGCAGAAUGAACCUCCGACAGCAGGGGACUCCGAAAGUAGGUCCGCACACUGCUAGCUUGACCCCUGGCGAGAAGAAGAACCGGAACAAACCAGCCAGGCGGAGGAAGAAAGUGUUUGAAACAUAUAUGUCAAAGGAGGACGUCUCAGCAGGUCUGAAACGGAAAACACUCAUCCAGGGGUCCUUGAGAAUAAAUCCCAAGAAGUACCACGAAGCCUUCAUUCCGUCUCCAGAUGGCACUCGGGAUAUCUUCAUUGACGGAGUGGUCGCUCGCAACAGAGCCCUGAAUGGGGAUAUUGUGGUGGUGAAGCUACUUCCAAAAGAACAGGGGAAGGUAAACAAAGCAGAGGGUUGUGAUAGUGAAGUGGAAGCUGCCCAAGGAACAGAUGCCACUGGGGAUUCCUGUGCCCUUCCUGACCCAGGGAAAGGAGAUGCCAACAGCCCUGAUGUGGUCAUAGAGGCUCAGUUCGAUGGUGAGGAGGCCGAGAGUGAAAAAGAGAGCUCAAAAGAGGCCCUGGAUUUCAAGCGCCUGUCCCUUGGAGCAGGAGAAAAGGGGAAGGAUUCGGAGGCUUGCAGCACCUGCCCUGGGAAGCAAGACGACGCCUCCAAGGCAAAUGAUCCAGACCAGAUUCAGAAGACUGCCAAGGUGGUCUACAUCUUGGAGAAGAAGCAUUCCAGGGUUGCAACGGGCUUCAUCCGGCUCUUGACUGACCGCAACAGUGAACGGUUCAAGAAGUGCGCCAUGUUUUCACCUGUGGACCAUAGAGUGCCUCGUGCAUACGUGGCUUUGGCUGACUGCCCACCCGAUUUUCCCACCAGGCCUGAGGACUACGCCAACACUCUCUUCAUCUGCCGUAUCGUGGACUGGAGAGAGGAUAGCAAUUUUGCCCUCGGGCAGUUGGCCCAAAGUCUUGGUCAGGCUGGUGAAAUCGAGCCGGAAACGGAAGGCAUCCUGACAGAAUACGGGGUGGAUUUCUCUGACUUUGCUCCAGAGGUCCUGCGAUGCCUCCCCCAGAACCUCCCCUGGGUCAUCCCUCCCGAGGAACUGGCCAAAAGGAGAGACUUAAGAGAAGAAUGCAUCUUCACCAUUGACCCCUCAACAGCCAAGGACCUUGAUGAUGCUUUGUCUUGCAAGCCGCUUCCAGAUGGUAACUUCGAAGUGGGCGUUCACAUUGCAGAUGUGAGUUAUUUUGUGCUGGAAGGAACAGAACUGGAUGAAUUGGCGAGCAAGAGAGCAACCAGCGUCUACCUUGUGCAGAAGGUGGUCCCCAUGCUUCCUAAGCUGCUCUGCGAGGAGCUCUGCAGCCUCAAUCCCAUGACCGACAGGCUCACCUUCUCCGUCAUAUGGAAACUGACUCCAGAAGGCAAGAUUCUUGACGAAUGGUUUGGGCGGACGGUGAUCCGUUCCUGUGCAAAGCUCAGCUACGACCAUGCCCAAAGUAUGAUCGAGAACCCCGAGAAGGAGUUUGGCACGCAGGAGCUCCCUCCUAUCUCUUCCCAGCAUUCAGUUGCCGAAGUUCGCCAGGCAGUCCUCAACCUCCAUCAGAUUGCCAAGAAGCUGCGGAACCAGCGUUUUGAGGAUGGCGCUCUUCGGUUGGAUCAGCUGAAACUGGCGUUUACUUUGGACAAGGAGAGCGGGAUGCCACAAGGCUGUUACAUCUAUCAGUACCGGGACAGCAACAAGUUGGUGGAGGAGUUUAUGCUCCUGGCAAACAUGGCUGUUGCACACCAGAUCUACCGGUCCUUCCCGAAGAAGGCUUUGCUCCGGAGGCAUCCCCCGCCCCAGACCAAAAUGCUCAAUGACCUCAUGGAGUUUUGCACCCAGAUGGGCCUGGAGAUUGACUGCAGCAAUGCCGGCACCUUGCAUAAAAGCCUGAACGAAAUCUUUGGCGCUGACAAAUAUGCAGAAGCCAGGAAAGAGGUGCUAACCAACAUGUUCUCACGCCCUAUGCAAAUGGCUGUGUAUUUCUGUGCCGGGACGCUGGAGGAUGAGACCCUCUUCCGCCACUAUGCCCUGAACGUGCCCCUCUACACCCACUUCACAUCUCCCAUCCGUCGCUUCCCAGACAUCAUGGUGCAUCGGUUGCUCUCGGCCUCCUUGGGCUGUGGACCCACGACACGCUUGGGGGAGAAUGACCUGCAGAAACAGGCUGAGCACUGUAACGAUCGCAAAAUGGCCUCCAAGAGAGUGCAGGAGCUCAGCGCCGACCUCUUCUUUGCCGUCUUUGUCAAGGAGUGUGGCCCACUCGAGUCCGAAGCCAUGGUGAUGGGGGUCCUCAACGAAGCCUUUGACGUCCUGGUGCUGAGGUUUGGUGUCCAGAAGCGCAUCUACUGCAACGCUUUGCCACUGGUGGGGUUCCAGUUCCAGAAGUUGGGCAAGAAGCCUCAGCUGACGCUGAUGUGGGAACCGGAGAGCCCUGAGGAGGAGUCUGUGCAACAGGUCAUUUCCGUCUUCACGUUGGUGGAGGUGGUCUUGCGGUCCGACAGUGCCCCCUUGAAGUACAGCGCUGUGCUGAAGAGACCCGGAGGAGAGGAGUGAGGCAGCCGGAGACUGCCAAAGCUGCCCUGCUCAUACAAGCUGCAACUUCCAGUCACUCUAAUUGUGUUAAAUUCUGCCUUCGGGCCUUUUAUUUUUUAUUUUAUUUGCGGACAGAUUUUGCUUUGGAUUUUUAACCCAAAUGGAUAGGCAGCUCUAACCUUCUCCAAGGGAAACUUCAGAAACAUGGCUUUUUCCAUUUCUGGAUUUUUAAAAAUUCCCUCUUUUCAUAAAUUGAGGACAUCACUACCCUAAUUAUUACCCCAUCUACACUACCAUAUAAUCCAGUCUCUGAUUUGAACUGGAUUCUAUGACAGUGUAGACGAGGCAUGGGCAAACUUCGGCCCUCCGGGUGUUUUGGACUUCAACUCCCACAAUUCCUAACAGCCGGUAGGCUGUUAGGAAUUGUGGGAGUUGAAGUCCAAAACACCCGGAGGGCCGAAGUUUGCCCAUGCGUGCAUGGUGUAGACUGUUAUAAUCCAGUUCAAAUCAGAGAAUCUGGAUUACAUGGCAGUGUAGAUCCAGCCUGUGAAGGAC